Messenger RNA from Gongylonema pulchrum, 672 nucleotides. NCBI's taxonomy places the organism in Eukaryota, Metazoa, Nematoda, Chromadorea, Rhabditida, Gongylonematidae. The record is from the annotation of a GenBank genome assembly.
CUGCAAAGUUGCAUCGAGAAGGGUGUGGAUGUGAACGAGGUGGAUCAGAAUGGGACAUCAGCUUUACAUCUCGCCAGCUUCUACGGGUAUCACCCCAUUGUUCAUGCUUUAAUUGAUGCACGUGCACGUGUCGAUGCACGUGAUCGAGAAUGGUUCACGCCACUUCAAAGAGCUUGCAUUCAUAAUCAUGCGAACACCGUCAAAAUACUGAUAAAUCGUGUAAUUGUUCUUUUUUCUUGUUUUUUCGUAUACGACGCCCAAACAAACAUUGUGCAUAUGUUUUCUUUCGUUUCAGAUCGACCAGAUUGGGGUGGUUGCCCGCCACUUCAUUAUGCUACUUUUAAUGGAAACUGGGAUUUUGUUGAGCUCCUUCUAAAGUCGAAUGCCAGCCCGAAUGUCAGAAACAAACAGGGCAUGACAGCAGCCCAUUGGGCAGCUCUCAGUGGACAUAGCGAAGUGUUGAAGUUACUAGCUGCGAACGGUGUUGAUUUACGUUUGCGUGAUCAGCACAUCCGAACAGUGCUGCAUUAUGCGGCCCUCUCUGGGGAUAUGGAUACGGUGAAUUUUGUCCUGGAAAAAACCACGAUACCGAUUGAUAGUCGUUGUUCGGUCGGCUAUACACCACUACACUAUGCUGUCUUCAAUGGCCGUAGUCGUGUGGCUGAAACGUAA